Molecule: messenger RNA, 5524 nt
Organism: Suricata suricatta (meerkat)
Lineage: Eukaryota; Metazoa; Chordata; Mammalia; Carnivora; Herpestidae
Gene: ALPK3
Product: alpha kinase 3
Exons: 15
Biological process (GO): cardiac muscle cell development; protein phosphorylation
Cellular component (GO): nucleus
Molecular function (GO): protein serine/threonine kinase activity; ATP binding
Source: RefSeq, a predicted model, not a curated record
CGCAGCUACCUGCUCAGCGUGCGGCCCGAGACCAGCUUCUCAAGCAACCGGCUGUCUCUCCCCAGCUCUGGAAGGAGCACCUUCUGCUCCAUCAUCGCUCAGCUAACAGAGGAGACCCAGCCACUCUUCGAGACCACGCUCAAGUCCCGGGCUGUGUCUGAGGACAGCGACGUCAGGUUCACCUGCAUCGUCACAGGCUACCCGGAGCCAGAGGUGACCUGGUACAAGGAUGACCAGCAGCUGGACCGCUACUGCGGCUUGCCGAAGUACGAGAUCACACACCAGGGCAACCGCCACACGCUGCAGCUCUACAGGUGCCAGGAGGAAGAUGCGGCCAUCUACCAGGCGUCCGCCCGGAACACCAAGGGCAUCGUGUCCUGCUCGGGGGUCCUGGAGGUCGGCACCAUGACCGAGUACAAGAUCCACCAGCGCUGGUUCGCCAAGCUGAAGCGCAAGGCAGCGGCCAAGAUGCGCGAGAUCGAGCAGAGCUGGAAGCCCCGGAAGGAGGCGGCCGGGGACGCGGACGCGCUGCGCAAGCUCAGCCCCGACCGCUUCCAGCCCCCGACGGCCCCCGAGGGCGCGGCCCGGGAAGGGUAUUUCUCCCUGAAGGACCUGUACCUGGAGAGCACCCGGGGCGGCAGGCCCCCGGGGGAGCAGGGGCCCCACACCCCAAGGGGCAGGGCGCCGGGAGAGCUGUCGUCCGGGAAGGCGCCCUGCAAGGCUGGGGGUGAGCGGGCGCCCACCGGCCCCGGCCAGCCGGCCGCCUCGGCCCCGCAGCCAGCCAGGCCUUUCAACAGGAGGAGGUUUGCCCCUCCGAAGCCCGGAGGGGAGCCAGCCGCCAGCGGCGAGCCGGAGUCUGCCCCGGGCCAGGCUCCAGAAGCCUCAGGCAAGGCCUCAGCUCAGGCCUCUGCCCAGGUGCCCACGCCCCCUGCCCGGAGGAGACACAGCACCCGCGACAGCCCCUUGCAGGGGCAAGGAGGCCCCAGGACUCCAGGAGAGGUCCCGGAAUCCCCGGAGAAGCCGGCUCCGGCCAUGCCGGCCAGUAGCAGCGCUGGUACGGCCUCUGCUGGUCACAGCUCCUCCAGAAGCCAGGGCGCCAUCGAGCCCAUGGACACAGAGACCCAUGCGGAUCAGAGGACAGCAUCUGCUGACCAGCAGCCUGGAGGCAAGAAGAAUACAGAAACAGAUGGGAAGAUGCAGGUGGCCAGGAGGACCCAGAGGACACAGGCAGAUAGGGAGCCCCAGGUGGGCACCGCACUACAGGACGGGGAGAGGACAGCGUCAGCCAGGAGUUCCCAGGAUGCUGCGGUGGCACCGGGAAGGGCAGGAGCCCAGGAGGAAAGGACGCAGGCAGAGAGGAAGACGCAGGCAGACGAGAAGACGCAGGCAGACAGAAGGACCCAGGAGGACAAGGGGACACAGUCGGAAGGGAGCAGAGCCACAGCCACAGAAGGUCAGUCAGAGCAGGGAUCCGUGACCAGCCUCAGCCCACAGGCCAGACCCCCUGGACGGCCGCCGUCAGAAGGUCCGCAGUCUCCUCCGAUCACUGAGGGUUUCGAGCAGACCCCAGAAGGGUCCUCUCUCCCGGAAGACCCUGGUUUUGUGCUCAGAUCCGAGGAGGCGGCAGUCACAGCACCCAGAAGCUACGAGACGGCUGUGCUGGGCACCCCGGCAGGGGGCCCUGAGCUCCAAGCACAGUGGCCUCCCCAGGGGGGUUCGGAGCAGCCGGGAGGGGUGAGACACCAAGGGCUGGAGUGGUCAGGCCUGGGCAGGGGCAAGCCAGAGGAUGGCCUCAUCCCGUGCCCCAAGGAGGAGCAGCUGGGGACAGUGCUGUCCGUGGGUGUGGGAGGCUGUCCUCCGGCUCGCAGGAGCCCAGAGGCGCCCUCUCUCCCUGGGCCGGGCCUGACCCAGAGCCCUCAAGAGGUGCUGCCCAGCACUCAGUGCAUAAGUGCCACCGCCUUCACGCCCUCUGGGGACCAGGCUGUGCUGAGGUCAGCCCCGCCACUGCACCUGGGGCCAGGGACCCCUGCCCAGAGUCCCCCACAAGCAACUGCGGCAGCUGGCAGCGAAGGGGCCCACGCCCAGGGGCCAGAUGUGGAAGGGAGGCCCCCAGGACCCCGCAGCUGCGACCCCGGCCUCAUCGACUCCCUGAAGAACUACCUGCUCUUGCUGCUGAAGCUGUCCAGCACAGAUGCGGGGGGCGGGGGCACAGGCUCCCAGGAGGGCCCUGCCAGCGGGGCCCCCAUGCCCUCAUCCACGCUGGCCCCCCACGUGGAAGUGGCCGGCCUGAGCCCCAGGACGUCCAGGCGCAUCCUGGAGCGCGUGGAGAACAACCACCUGGUGCAGAGCGCGCAGACGCUGCUGCUGAGUCCCUGCACCUCCCGCCGCCUCACCGGCCUCCUGGACCGCGAGGUGCAGGCUGGCCGCCAGGCCCUGGCCGCCGCCCGGGGCCCCCUCACCGUCCCUGCCAUCGUGGUGGGCGAGGGCGAGCUUUCCCUGGAGGGGCCUGGGCUCCUGGGUGCGUCCCGGGACAGCGGCGUGGGGGGGCCGCCGGGGGGUGCAGUGGGGCACGUGGCCUCGGGGCAGGGACCACUCUCAGCAGACAGAGGGGCCCAGGAAGCCACCCGAGAGGAGGAGGCCCCCGGGGAGGCUCUGACGGGUCUCCCUGCGGCCACACCCGAGGAACUAGCUCUGGGGGCCCGCAGGAAGCGGUUCCUCCCCAAGGUCAGAGCCGUAGGGGAUGGGGAGGCAGCCAAGCCCGAAGAAAGGGAGAGCCCCACGGUUUCCCCUCGGGGACCCAGGAAGGGCCUGGCACCCGGCUCCCCGGGGACUCCCGGGCGGGAGAAACGCUCCCCUACUCAGGGCCGGAAGGCAGGUCUGCUGGAGGUGCCGCGGGCAGAGGAGGAGCCGGUGGCCGGAGAGCUGGGCUCCAGCCCCAAGGCCGGCGGCCUGGACACGGAGCUGGCCCUGGACGAAGGCAAGCAGGACGCCCUGGGCAAAGCCAGGAAGGCCAAAGAGCUGCUAAAAGCCCCACAGGUGAUCCGGAAGAUUCGGGUGGAGCAGUUUCCAGAUGCCUCCGGCAGCCUGAAGCUCUGGUGCCAGUUUUUCAACAUUCUCAGCGACUCCGUCUUGACAUGGGCCAAGGACCAGCGCCCAGUGGGCGAGGUGGGCAGGAGCGCAGGGGACGAGGGCCCCGCGGCCUUGGCCAUCGUGCAGGCGUCCCCGGUGGACUGCGGCGUGUACCGAUGCACCAUCCACAACGAGCAUGGCUCGGCCUCCACGGACUUCUGCCUCAGCCCCGAGGUGUUGUCAGGAUUCAUCUCCAGAGAAGAAGGUGAAGUCGGAGAGGAGAUCGAGAUGACCCCCAUGGUGUUCGCGAAGGGUCUGGCCGACUCGGGCUGCUGGGGGGACAAGCUCUUUGGGCGCCUGGUGAGCGAGGAGCUGCGAGGGAGUGGACACGGGUACGGCCUUCGGAAGGCCUCCCAGGCCAAGGUCAUCUAUGGGCUGGAGCCCAUCUUCGAGUCAGGCCGCACGUGCGUCAUCAAGGUGUCCAGCCUGCUCGUGUUCGGGCCCAGCAGUGAGACUUCUCUCCUGGGCAGAAACUACGACGUCACCAUCCAGGGAUGCAAGAUCCAGAACAUGAGUCGGGAGUACUGCAAAAUCUUCGCGGCUGAAGCCCAGGCCGCCCCCGGCUUUGGGGAGGUGCCCGAGAUCCUCCCGCUGUACCUCAUCUACCGGCCUGCCAACAACAUCCCGUAUGCCACCCUGGAGGAGGACCUGGGCGCGCCCCUGCAGCCCUGCUGCUCGCGGGAGUGGGGCUGCGCGGCGCCCCCCGAGGCGGCCGGCCGCGCCGAGGUCAGGCAGAAGUGCCAGACCUUCCAGCACUGGCUCUACCUGUGGACAAACGGCAGCUUCCUUGUCACGGAUCUGGCAGGGGUUGAUUGGAAGAUGACUGAUGUGCAGAUUGCUACCAAACUACGAGGAUACCAAGGCCUCAAGGAGAGCUGUUUCCCUGCCCUGCUGGACCAGUUUGCGGCUUCCCACCAGUGCAACGCCUUCUGUGAGAUGCUAGGGCUAAAGCCCCUCAAGGGCCCCGAGGCCGCCCACCCUCAAGCCAAGGCCAAAGGCUCCAAGAGUCCAUCUACUGGCAGGAAGGGCAGCCAGCUGAGUCCUCAGCCACAGAAGAAAGGCCCCCCCAGUCCUCAGGGCACCCGGAAGAAUACUCCAAGCUCCAAGGCCCCCCCUCAGGCCUCAGAGGCACUCACAGCCCAGUUCCUGGGACAGCCUCCCAUCCAAGAGGGCGGCCCCAAGGCCCAGGGCAUGCGGUAGCCCCCACGGGAGGCUGGAGGCCUCCACCCAGCAGCAGACCAACAAGGCAGCAGCUCGACCUGCUGGAGACUUGCCCAAGAUGGAACUAACCGGAGAGGGUGCAUGGGGGAGGCACCGCUCGGGGGCCGCUCCUCAAUCCGCUCCUCAUCCGAUGGCUUUUGUGCGUGGCACCCAGCGGCCUCUCCUGGUGCCAGCGACACCCAGCGCUCCCAGGCCGCACUCCCAAGUGCCUGGUGGCCCAGGCCCUCCUUGAAGUUUACACUGGCCACUGCCGGAGGAGGCCGAGUCCCGUGCAUGAGCUCCGCCCCCAGCCCCCAGCCCGCCACUGGCGCCACUGCCGUGAGUGUUGUUCCCUGGCGGCCCAUGGGCCGGCCUUUCCCCUUUCCGCUUGGCCCCCAGCUGUCCUCGGGGCUCCGGACCGCCCGCCGCACCACGCCCGGCCUGGCAACUCAGGGUGUCUUCUCUUCCAGCUCCUUGGCCUCAUCUUCCCAGCUUGUCUUGCAACUAACCUGUCACUGAGCCCAGAUGGGGCUCGGCGCCCUUCCGGAGCCUGUCGUGUUCUUGUGCCGUGGUCUUUGGUGACGUGUGUUCACACCCUCCCUUCUCCCAGCACGCAGACACUCCCACCCCUGCCCCCUCUGCUCCCAGGCCCCCCGUCUCCAGCCCCAGCUGGGCGCCCGGUCACAGCCUGCCGCCUUGCCUCCACUGCCUCUCCGCGCGUCCCCACGGCCAGGGGCUGCACCAGCCAGAUCCCGCACCCUCCCCAGCAGCCCACCCUCCCCUCCUCUCCCAGGCCCGUCGCCCGAGAGGCGAGAAGUGGUGUGAGGGUUGUGUCGUUGGCUGUGGCCAGAGGAGAGGUGUAGACUUGGAGGGCUCUUGUGCUCCAGACUGAAAGGAGGCGCAGUCACAGUGGAUUUCACAUCCCUUCUAGACCAGGGACGGAGGGCUAGGCCCUUCUCCGUGGGGAGUGCCCUUGGGAGUCCCAAGAAGGGUGAAGUUUCCGCUGCAUGCUUGGGGGGAGGGGUCUCCAGGACACCUGCCCCCAGCCCUUAGCUCUCGAUCCUGGGGCUCCGGAGGAAUUGCUGCGCUUGGCCCAGCCCCCUGGGUCCUUCCCGAGGGCCCCUCCUGGAGGCCCGGGCGGAGUGGGUCCCGUGCUAGCCUGCUCCCCUUGAAUGCAAUAAAGGCAGCAACUGUG